UUUCGGGUUAGAACUUCUUUCCUUCGAUUUUUUUUUCAAAAAAAAAUUUAUAUAAGAACCAUUUCUGGCACUUAGAUAGAUCGCACAAGUUUACAGCUGACACUCCAAUGGCAAGCAAAAGUUUUAGUCUUUCAUGGCUACUCCUCAGUCUCGCCUCCACUCUCCUUGUUGCUCAUUCAGUUUCUGAGGAUGACCGAAAGGCUUAUAUUGUGUAUAUGGGCAACAGGAAGAUGGACGAAGUUUCCACAUCAUCCCUUCACACAAGCAUGCUACAAGACGUCAUUGGCAGCAAUGUUGGACCAGAAUCACUGCUCUAUAGCUACAAAAAAAGUUUCAGUGGAUUUGCAGUGGAGCUAACCGAGCAAGAAGCCCAAACAAUGGCUGGAAUGGACGGCGUAGUGUCCGUGUUCCCUAACGAACAGAAAAAGCUUCAUACAACAAGGUCAUGGGACUUCCUUGGAUUUCCACAACAAGUUAAGCGAUCAGCUGUAGAAAGUGACAUCGUUAUAGGAGUUCUUGACACCGGAAUUUGGCCGGAGUCUGAUAGCUUUAAUGACAAAGGAUUUGGUCCACCACCUAGCAAAUGGAAGGGAUCCUGCCGAGCCUCAACAAAUUUCACUUGCAACAAUAAAAUCAUUGGAGCACAAUAUUACAGUAGCUCUGGAGAAUUUGAAGUAACUGAUAUAAAAUCUCCUAGAGACACAGAUGGCCACGGGACACAUGUUGCAUCAACAGCAGGUGGGAACGUGGUUAACAUGGCAAGCGUGCAGGGCAUUGGCUUGGGAACAGCACGAGGAGCGGUUCCAUCAGCACGUAUUGCUGUUUACAAAGUAUGUUGGACCAUUGGGUGUUCUGAUGCUGACAUUCUUGCGGCAUUUGAUGAUGCCAUCGCUGAUGGUGUUGACAUAAUAACUAUUUCCGUCGGUGGAUCCACUGGGUCAUAUUUUACCGAUUCAAUAUCCAUUGGUGCCUUUCAUGCUAUGAGAAAUGGAAUCUUGGCAUCAACUUCUGCUGGGAACAGGGGUCCAGGUCUAGCAACCAUCACAAACUUUUCGCCAUGGUCUCUCACUGUGGCUGCAAGCACUAUCGAUCGAAAGUUCAUCACUGAGGUCCAAUUGGGUAACAGCAAGAUCUAUGAGGGAAUUUCAAUUAAUACAUUUGACCCCAAGAACGAAACGUAUCCCAUAAUUUAUGGAGGUGAUGCGCCAAACACCACAGAAUUUUCCUUGGGGCUCCCAGCCAGGUAUUGCUUCCCAGAUUCGCUGGACAAAAAUUUGGUGAAAGGGAAAAUUGUACUUUGCGAUGGCCUGGGUGACGGGGAAGGGCCAUUAUUAGCCGGUGCAGUUGGCACUGUGUAUCAAGGCCGACGCACUGAUGUGGCUUACUCUUUUCCCUUGCCCGCAUCUUCCCUUCGCCCGGAGGAUGCUGCCAGCGUUUACUUAUACAUUAAUACGACAAGGGGACCAACUGCGAGUAUUCGUAGGACCAAAGAGCGUAAAGAUGCAUUUGCCCCCUACAUUCCCUCCUUCUCAUCAAGGGGUCCAAAUCCUGCUACACCCAACAUUCUCAAGCCGGAUUUAGCUGCUCCCGGAAACAACAUUCUAGCAGCCUGGUCUCCGAUUUCCCCAAUUUCUGAAGUGGAAGAGGAUAAAAGAGCACUGUCAUAUAAUAUACUAUCCGGGACAUCAAUGGCUUGCCCACAUGCUUCAGGGGUGGCUGCCUACAUCAAAUCCUUCCACCCCACAUGGUCGCCUGCCGCUAUCAAGUCGGCUCUUAUGACUACUGCUAUCCCCAUGAGUGCCGGAAAGAAUCCAGAGGCUGAAUUUGCAUACGGUGCAGGCAAUCUAAAUCCUCUUCAGGCACCUUAUCCUGGUUUAGUAUAUGAUAUUGAUACGCUUGACUACGUAAAAUUUUUGUGUGGACAAGGAUACAAUACUAAGUUAUUACAAAUUCUUGCUGGGAACAACAAUACCUGUUCCGAAGCUACUAAUGGAACCGUCUUUGAUCUAAACUAUCCUUCCUUUGCCCUAGCCACGCCUCCCUUGGAAUCUAUCAGUCAAGUUUUCAACCGGACCGUUACAAAUGUUGGAUCACCAACGUCUACAUAUACAGCUGUUGUGACCACUCCACCUGGACUUAUAAUCAAAGUGAACCCUAGCAUUCUUUCAUUCACAUCUCUUGGACAACAGCUAUCGUUUGCACUCACGAUUGAAGGAAAGAUAGAGAGUUCUGUUGUAUCUGCUGCUUUAGUGUGGACUGAUGGUAACUUUCGAGUGAGGAGCCCCAUUGUUGUGUCUGUUCCAUGAUUCGUGAACAUUCUAUGCUACAUGUAUUACUUAAAUAAUUGAAGCAAAAGCCUGGAAGGAAUUUGCCCAAUAUAGCAGUGGCGGAACGUGUAGGAAAAUGGUUGUAAUUUUUGAGCCUUUGCUCCAGUUCUUCACUGCAUUGUAGUGUACCAAAUAACGAUUCUGUUUCUAAUUUAAUGCUCUAUUCUGAGUUGUUUUCAA
Molecule: messenger RNA, 2507 nt
Organism: Alnus glutinosa
Lineage: Eukaryota; Viridiplantae; Streptophyta; Magnoliopsida; Fagales; Betulaceae
Product: cucumisin-like
Exons: 10
Coding region: 108-2306 (732 amino acids)
Biological process (GO): proteolysis
Molecular function (GO): serine-type endopeptidase activity
Source: RefSeq, a predicted model, not a curated record